Molecule: messenger RNA, 3198 nt
Organism: Phycodurus eques (leafy seadragon)
Lineage: Eukaryota; Metazoa; Chordata; Actinopteri; Syngnathiformes; Syngnathidae
Gene: qrsl1
Product: glutaminyl-tRNA amidotransferase subunit QRSL1
Exons: 11
Coding region: 83-1642 (519 amino acids)
Biological process (GO): mitochondrial translation; glutaminyl-tRNAGln biosynthesis via transamidation
Cellular component (GO): glutamyl-tRNA(Gln) amidotransferase complex; mitochondrion
Molecular function (GO): glutaminyl-tRNA synthase (glutamine-hydrolyzing) activity
Source: RefSeq, a predicted model, not a curated record
UCCCCCAAAACAUGGCAGCUCUCUGGUGCUUGCGCCACACCGUGUUGAAGGUUGACAGCGAAAUCCUCAAAGUAGCGUAAAUAUGCUCAACCUCACUUUACGAGAGGUUUCCGUUGCAUUCAGAGAGGGAAAGAUCUCUCCAACUGAGCUGUGUAGGAAAUGCUUGAACCGCAUCAAGCAGAACCAGCAUCUAAAUGCUUACAUCACAGUGACAGAGGAACUAGCCUUGAAGCAGGCUCAAGAAGCAGAGACCAGACUACUAAGAGGUACCCCUAAAGGUCCUCUUGAUGGAAUCCCUUUCGCAGUCAAAGACAACUUUUGCACGAAAAAUGUCAAGACCACAUGUGCGUCGAGGAUGCUUAAAGACUACACUCCACCGUACAGCGCUACAGUCGUGCAGAAGCUGUUUGACCAGGGAGCUGUUCUCAUUGGGAAGACCAACAUGGACGAGUUUGCCAUGGGUUCGGGCAGUACUGAUGGUGCAUUUGGGCCAGUGAGGAACCCGUGGAGCUACGCUACUCCCUACUGUGAGCGCACCGGUGCGGUACCGGACUCUGACUGGGUUAUCUCUGGAGGAAGUUCAGGAGGAAGCGCAGCAGCUGUGGCCUCCCUGACCAGUUACCUAGCUUUAGGGUCGGACACAGGUGGUUCCACCCGUAACCCAGGAGCACUGUGUGGUGUUGUGGCUCUGAAGCCAACGUAUGGGCUGCUGUCAAGAUAUGGCCUUAUACCUCUGGUCAACUCCUUUGACGUUCCAGGCAUUAUGACACGAAGUGCCAGCGAUGCAGCCAUUAUUUUAAGUAUUCUCCAAGGCGUUGACACAAAAGACUCAACAACAGUUCCUGCACCCCCAUCGUCAACAGAGCUGCCUGAAAACCUAGACGUCAAGAACCUCUUCGUAGGCAUUCCAAAGGAGUUCUACCCCCCUGGACUGUCCAAGGAAACUGUUUCAGAGUGGAGUCGGGUAGCUGACAUGUUUGAGAAAUCGGGUGCACGCGUGGAGCAAGUGUCCCUUCCCCACAGUCAGUAUUCCACUGCCUGUUACCACAUUUUGUGCUGCGCUGAGGUGGCAUCGAACAUGGCGUGUUUCGAUGGCCUACAGUAUGGCCAUCGUAGCCAAAUGGACAGUUCCACAGAGGUCAUGUAUGCCACCACACGACAUGAGGGUUUCAAUGAUGUUGUGAGAGGCAGGAUAUUAUGUGGAAACUACUUCUUGCUGAAACAAAACUACGAGCAUUACUUCUUGAAAGCCCAGAGGGUUUGUCGACUGAUUGCAGACGAUUUCAAACACGUGUUCAACUCGGGUGUCGAUGUUCUGCUGACACCCAUCACUCUCUCAGACGCCCCGCGUUACAACGACUUCGCACAAGAAGACAACCGCACGCGCAGCUUGCAGGAGGAUGUCUUCACCAUUCCCGCCAACACGGCAGGUCUCCCCGCUGUUUCUGUGCCAACUUCCUUAUCCAGAAAAGGCCUUCCCAUUGGCUUACAGCUCAUAGGGCCCGCCUUCCGAGACAAGAAGCUGCUUAGUGUUGCCCAGUGGAUCGAACAAAGGGUUGGGUUUCCCUCCAUCAGUGACUUUGAGGAAUCCAGCAGGCAGAGUUCCAGUUACAAUCAUAGCUUUGCAGGGGUGCAGAGAUGAAUAAAUGAGAUGAAGUAGUAGCCCACUGUAACCUCUGCAAUCCGGUAUGAGAUAAUCAUGUAUUAGAGAUUGAAAUUAUUUUAUUGCCUUACUGUGACUCUUAAUCCGGCGGCACAGUGGCCGACUGGUUAGAGCGUCAGCCUCACAGUUCUGAGGACCCGGGUUCAAUCCCCGGCCCCGCCUGUGUGGAGUUUGCAUGUUCUCCCCGUGCCUGCGUGGGUUUUCUCCGGGCACUCCGGUUUCCUCCCACAUCCCAAAAACAUGCAUGAAUUGGAGACUCUAAAUUACCCGUAGGCAUGACUGUGAGUGCGAAUGGUUGUUUGUUCCUAUGUGCCCUGCGAUUGGCUGGCAACCAGUUCAGGGUGUACCCCGCCUCCUGCCCGAUGACAGCUAGGAUUGGCUCCAGCACGCCCGCGACCCUAGUGAGGAGAAGCGGCUCAGAAAAUGAAUGAAUGAAUGAAUGACUCUUAAUCCAGUAAAAAGGAACAGACUUCAGCCAUGUGACCAGAGCCAAAUGUUGAUAGUUAGUUACUACAUCUUGACCCAUGUAAAAUAAUAGAGAUUUUAAUGUGUACACUUUCUUCCUCUGUGUUUCAACCGCUCAACCCUUUGAUAGGAAUUACAGUGCCGUGAAAAAAGUAUUUGCCCCGUCUCAAAUCUGGCCAAAAUAUCUCAAAAAGAGGCAACAAAAUGCCACAAUCCAAAUACAUUUAACAGAUGAGAAAUAAAGUAAUUGACAUUAAUCAGUCUGGGAAGGAUUACAAAGCCAUUUCUAAAACUCUAGGACUCCAAUGAACCAUGGUGAGCAUCAUUGUCCCCAAAUGGAGAAAACAUAGAUCAGUGCUGAACCUUCCCAGGAGUGGCCAGCCUACAAAAAUUACUCCCAAGAGCAACAGCGAGCAACAGUUCGUGACUUCAAACUGAACCACACUUGGUUUCUGCAGCAGGACAACGAUCCAAAACACAUUAGCAAGUCAACUUGUGAGUGGCUUUAAAAAAAAAAAAAAAAGGUUUUGGAGUGGCCUUGUCAUAGUCCAGACUUGAAUCCGAUUGGAAUGCUGGGGCAUGUCCUUUAAAAGGUUGGGGAAUUGAUUUUUCCCACACAGAGCCAAGUAGCUUUGAAGUUAUUUUUCCUUCAAAAAAUAAAAUUUAAAAAACAGCAUUUUAUGUUUACUUUGGUAUUUUGUGUUGCUACGUGAACAUUUGUUUAAGAAAAAAUAAUAAUAAGCACGCUUAUUAUCUUGGUUUAAGUUCUAUAGAAGUGGAGCUUAAUGACCAUGAGGGAAGUGUGGAUCUUAAGGUGAGACUAAUUGAGAAGCUGUGCAUUUAAAUGUCACGUGAGCGCAGAUGAAAUUAGCCCAGUCCGCCAAUAACAGAGCUGGAAAGGUGCUUAAAGAAGUGUUCACAGAAACUCAAAUAACCUCCUCUUGGUGACUUGGGUUCCAAAUAACCCUGACCUCGUUCCCUGCUAAUUGGCCCAAAUAUGCUUGCUUGGAUAAUUAACAUUUUAAAUAAAUGUAUAUACAAGUACCUGUUUAAAUGUUUUUUCUGUUCUA